Trematosphaeria pertusa is the source of this 1797-nucleotide messenger RNA. RefSeq lists its product as uncharacterized. The record is from RefSeq and is a predicted model, not a curated record. Bases 1 to 1797 code for a protein of 598 amino acids. The transcript is spliced from 4 exons. NCBI's taxonomy places the organism in Eukaryota, Fungi, Ascomycota, Dothideomycetes, Pleosporales, Trematosphaeriaceae.
AUGCACAUACUUUCGCUUCGCAACUUUUUGCUACUUUGUAGUUUUGCCUUCAUUUUCGCUCAAGGUCUUACUAUCCCUAAUGGACACCGCGAGAGCCUGGCGCUCCCAGGGGACGAAUCCUCCGACGAUGUCUUCCAUGAUGUGCUGCUAGAGGACAGAUCCCCGAAGGGACCAAAACCAAAGCCUAAGCCGAAACCAGCUCCAGCUCCAGCUCCCCAGCCAAAGCCAAAGCCGUCUCCCAAACCCAGCCCGAAACCCUCCCCAAAGCCGUCGCCGAAGCCGUCGCCGAAGCCAUCGCCGAAGCCGUCUCCAAAGCCUUCUCCAAAACCGAGCCCAAAACCCUCCCCCGUCAAAUUCCCCUCGCCGUCGGUCCCAUAUCCCACAACCAAUUUCGACACUUGCAACCUCUUCCUAUCAUGCGACGAAGAAGAAGCCGAGGGUCCUAUUGUCGCCAGGGAUCAUGUCGUCGAGUUCGGCAUUGCACGCGCACCUGAACCCACAACGCCCCCAGAGCUUGAGCAUGGAAUUGACAAGCGGGAUAUCCGAACUUUCAAGCCUAAGAUUGGUGCAGGUCAGGUUAUGACUAUCAAGAACUUAGACUACCCAGGUGCUCCCCAUCUCUACGAAGGUCCAAAAGGGAAGAAACUGCAGAAACAUAUAAUGAUGUUCAAAUCAAAGGAUAUCGACGACUUGACAGUGGUAGAUUUCAAAGGAGCUCUGCCAAAUUACAAAGCAUUUGCUACCGAACACAUUGUAGAACUACAAACCGUCGGUGCUUUCCUCGAAUACGCCGCAACGAAGGACUCGACCCUGACCUCUUUCUUCCAAAACUUCUGGAAGAAGCAGCUUGACCAAGCAAAGGUGUCCAACAGACCGAACAAACCUACUGGCACCGGCUUUAAGAACCAAGCCACUCUCAAUGACUUGGUCUUCCAGGGUCUAGGCUCGGAUACCAAUCGCGAAGACUUUGUCCUCUGCGACCGCACGAUCAAUACGUACAAGGCACGAGUUUGGGCGAAGAAGAAGCCAAUGGCCAUCAAAAAGUACGACGACUUGGUUGCAGAAAACAUCAGAGGGGCUCUUCCAUCGAAUGAGUACUUCAGCGCUCUUCGCAAUGUCAUUGGGGUCUUCAAUUACAUGAAAGACCCAGCAGUAACAGCACGCAUGAAACAAGCUAUCAAAAACGUCGAAACGGAGCUCAAGAACGCAGAGCACCUAACUCAGCAAAAAGUCAAGCUCGCUCCCCUGUGGAAAACCUUCAUGAGAGAACACCUCAACAAGGUACGCUUUGAGGCGCAGACAUACAUGAACGCACGCAUCGGGCACGCAGAGACGGAGAUCCGGGACGAAAUAAAGCGGCUGCGGCUCCUGGAAAAGAGUCUUCUGCGACAAGAAAAGGGUCCAAAAGCAGCGACGCACAAAGCCACGCAGGCAAAGAAGGAGAAAGACCUGAAGGCCAAGCUCACCCCCGCGCUACAAGCAGAGAAGACGCAGCAGACGAAAGUAACCACGCUCGAAAAGCAGAAGGAAAUCCUCAUGGGACGGCUCGCUGGAGAGACGAAUGCGCAGAAGAAGAAGACGCUCAGCACGCAGAAUAAGGCCAAGGGGAAGGAGCUUACCACCGCGAGGGCGCAGCUGCAGACCAAGACCAAGCAGGUUGGCCUUACGAGGAGGAAGCUAGCUGAGCUGUAUUCGGGCGGAGUGCAAAAUGUUGUCAAGAAUUUCCAGAAGGAUCAGAGGCGUUUGGCGGCGUACAAGAAGGUUGUGGCCACGAUGAAGAUGCCGGCGGUGGCGUAA